AUGUCGAUGACGGACUCCGAUCACGAGAAGAGGAAGCAGAUCUCAGUGCGCGGCAUCGUCGACGUCGAGAAUGUAGCGAACUUCAAGAAGACCUUCAACAGGCACCUUCACUAUACCCUGGCGAAGGAUCGCAAUGUCGCCACGACCCGCGAUUAUUUCUUUGCUCUGGCACACAGCGUCAGGGACAAUCUGGUGUCGCGAUGGAUCCGCACGCAACAGCACUACUACGAGAAGGACCCCAAGAGGGUGUACUAUCUGUCCUUGGAAUAUUACAUGGGAAGGUCGCUGCAGAACACAAUGAUUAAUCUGGGGAUACAAGGAGCAUGCGACGAGGCGAUGUAUCAAAUGGGAUUGGACAUCGAGGAACUGGAGGAGAUGGAGGAAGACGCUGGUCUCGGCAACGGAGGCCUAGGUCGUCUAGCCGCUUGCUUCUUGGACAGCAUGGCUACGUUGGGAUUGGCCGCUUACGGCUACGGAAUACGUUACGAGUACGGUAUAUUUGCUCAGAAGAUCAAGCAUGGUGAACAGGUAGAAGAACCAGACGACUGGCUGAGGUAUGGCAAUCCCUGGGAGAAAGCCCGGCCGGAAUUUAUGUUGCCUGUCAAUUUUUACGGCAACGUCAUUGAUUCUCCCGAGGGAAAGAAGUGGGUGAACACGCAGGUUGUAUUCGCCAUGCCGUACGAUAAUCCAAUCCCCGGCUACAAGAACAACGUUGUUAACACUUUGAGACUCUGGUCCGCAAAGUCGCCGGUGGAGUUUAAUCUGAAAUUCUUUAACGACGGUGACUACAUACAGGCUGUGAUCGACCGUAAUCUAGCGGAGAAUAUCUCCCGAGUUCUCUAUCCCAACGAUAACUUCUUCGAGGGCAAGGAGCUCCGAUUGAAGCAGGAAUACUUCAUGGUGGCCGCCACGUUGCAGGACAUUAUCCGGCGAUACAAGUCCAGCAAAUUCGGCUCGAGGGAGCAUCAUAGGACGGAUUUCACCGCUUUCCCCGAUAAAGUGGCGAUUCAGCUGAACGACACGCACCCCUCCCUGGCUAUUCCCGAGCUGAUGAGAAUUCUCGUGGACGUGGAGAAACUUUCCUGGGACGAGGCUUGGGAUAUCACGACGCGUACAUGCGCUUACACAAAUCAUACUGUUCUGCCGGAAGCGCUGGAGCGAUGGCCCACCAGUAUGCUGGAGUGCAUCUUGCCGAGGCAUUUACAGAUCAUUUAUCAGAUAAACCACUCGCAUCUUGAGAAAGUUGCAGCCAAGUAUCCCGGCGACUUAGACCGUCUUCGUCGAAUGUCCCUCAUCGAGGAGGACGGCGAGAAAAGGGUCAACAUGGCACAUCUGUCGAUUGUCGGCAGUCACGCUAUAAACGGAGUUGCUCGUAUACAUUCUGAAAUCCUCAAAGAUAGCGUCUUCCGAGACUUUUACGAACUGGCACCGGAGGAGUUCCAGAACAAAACGAACGGCAUCACACCGAGGAGAUGGCUGCUGCUUUGCAACCCGAGUCUAUCUGAUAUCAUCGAAGAAAAAAUCGGUAACGAAUGGACAGUCCACCUGGAGCAGUUGCAGCAACUAAAGAAAUGGGCGAAGGAUCCCGUGUUCCAACGUAACGUGGUCAAGAUCAAGCAGGAGAACAAACUACGACUAGCCCAGAUACUGGAGAAAGAGUAUGGCGUUCAAAUUAAUCCAGCGUCUAUCUUCGACAUUCAGGUGAAACGCAUACACGAAUACAAGCGGCAGUUGCUGAAUUGCCUGCACGUCAUCACCCUGUACAACCGAAUAAAAAGGGACCCGUCCGCGCCCUUUGUCCCCAGAACCGUCAUGAUAGGCGGUAAGGCCGCGCCGGGUUAUCACCUGGCGAAAAAGAUCAUCAAGCUCAUCUGCAGCGUCGCCAAGAUCAUCAACAACGACCCGAUCGUCGGCGACAAGCUCAAGCUGAUCUUCCUUGAGAAUUACCGAGUGACCCUGGCCGAAAAGAUCAUCCCUGCCGCGGACUUGAGCGAGCAGAUUUCGACUGCUGGCACCGAAGCAUCUGGCACCGGCAACAUGAAGUUUAUGUUGAACGGUGCGUUGACUAUCGGCACCUUGGACGGCGCGAACGUAGAAAUGGCGGAGGAGAUGGGCAACGAGAACAUCUUCAUAUUCGGUAUGACGGUGGAGGAAGUGGAGGCGCUGAAGAAAAAGGGUUACAACGCUUACGAUUACUACAACAAACUGCCGGAAGCGAAGCAAUGCAUCGAUCAGAUCCAAGGGGGAUUCUUCAGUCCGAAUAAUCCCUUCGAAUUCCAAGACAUCGCAGACGUGCUACUCAAGUGGGACAGGUUCCUGCUUUUGGCCGACUACGACAGCUACGUAAAGACACAAGAACGCGUCAGCCAAGUCUACCAGGACGAGAGCAAGUGGGUGGAAAUGGCGAUUCACAACAUAGCAUCGUCGGGGAAAUUCUCGUCGGAUCGCACAAUCGCGGAGUAUUCGCGCGAGAUCUGGGGCGUCGAGCCGAGCUGGAACAAACUUCCGGACCCGCAUGAGCCUCGCGACAUUUAAACGCAUCGACGUGAAUACUUUUUCAUAAUGCGUUCCGAUGCACGUUCGUUUCCUUCCGCGAUUAAUUCUGUCCAGCCGUAACAGGCGACAACGAACUUUAGGCUAAUAACUGAUCGGUCGCGCAAAAGCACUAAGAUGUGUUCCUUUUCACUGAACUGGGUUGUACUUUUUUGCUUUUAGAGUAAAAUGUGUAUCUAUCCUAGCGUUCUUCUUCUAUUUCUUCUUGUAAUACAAGAACCAAGAAGUCUACCGAUCAUUUUCCAUGCAUCACUUCAUGUUAAAAGAUUGAUUCAGAUACAAUGUACAGUUACAGAGUUUAAAAAUUAAAUAUACUAAUUCUCUAAAAUUUUUUAUAAAACAAUGGUUCUGUACUACGUUCCGAUUCUGAGGCCAAAUGGUCUUCAACAAAGCAUUGAGGGGAAAAGGAAUGUAAAGUUCCAGUACAUCGCUAGUUCAGUCGAAACGAACAAACUUAUGAAACUGUAUCGUGUGUAAAGACACAUAAUCUGACUAUCUAUACUUUAUGAAUAUAUAUAUAUACAUAUAUAUGUAUAUGUAUAUUUUUCAGAAAUGCUAAAUCUUUAAUGACGAACACUCGUGCUUGUUUAAAUGUGUCGCGUAUCUUUCGAUAUAAAUGUUAGAAUUAGUCUUCCGUUUUUAAAGGUGUCUACACGUCAUAUAGACUCACAGUCUCCCUACGACGUGUCUUCCGUGCGAUCAUGUGAGUAUCUACUUGAAACAGUCAUCUAGUCUUAAUGGUGUUUGAUAUACUUUCAAGGUUGACACGCGACACUGCAGUACGAAAUUUGCUCGCGUUUUACACUCGUUUCUGUCAACUAUUUCUAUCGGUUAAACGUUAGCCUGAUUUUAACCCCUGUUCAGACAAAGAUUUGAACUCAAAAGAAAAAUUAUCAUUAGAGGGACAAAUAUUAAUCCCACUCGAUUGUGUAGAAAUAUAUUUUGCAAUUUCCUCCGUUUUAACAUUGUUCGCACAAUUUAAGUCGUUAUUUAAGUCUCAAGCUGAAUAAUUUUACUGUUUUAAUGAUUAAUUUCAAUAAUUAACGAAAUAAAGACCGCAGUUGUGAGUCACAUAAGAGCGUAUCAUAGCAUAUUCCCGUACAUUAUUCGUGAACAUAAUAUUUCUAUCGAAAUUAACAGACAGUGAUAAAGGAUACACGGCGUCUUGGAACGAAUGCAAGCAGUUCACAACGCUAAUCGUUGCAAUUGGUCGAUAGUCACCUCGUAGUAAAAUUGAGUAAAAUUGUUAGAACUUAUUUAGUGACAUAAGUAAUUUAUAUUAACUGCAUCGAGCAAAUUUCAUAUCAUGUAACAUCUUCAUCGACCGUGCGUCAUUUACUUGUGAGAUCCAUUUAUGAAGCAGUCAGUACAUCCUUCGGGUGCGAAAAACUUUCGAUUAUGCGACAAAUACGAGACGUCUGUUGUGAGCAGGGAAAUAUUAUUACACAAACGUCUUUAUAUUACGAGGCCAACGAGUUGUGCUUAUUUUUAUCGAGAAGAUGUCUGAGGUUAUAUAUUACGUGAUUGCGUAGUGCUUGUAUGCUACACAAGUGGUUAUACAAUGUUCAGAGAUAUAUCGUAUAUCAUAUAAUAUAUAUAUUGUAUAUCGCCAAGAAUAUUUUAAUCUGUUGGAAAUAAAAACUAUUGUGAGUGUUCUCCAAGA
Harpegnathos saltator (Jerdon's jumping ant) is the source of this 4216-nucleotide messenger RNA. It is a transcript of the gene Glyp, whose product is annotated as glycogen phosphorylase. Gene Ontology annotation, molecular function: pyridoxal phosphate binding; glycogen phosphorylase activity. The transcript has 11 exons. NCBI's taxonomy places the organism in Eukaryota, Metazoa, Arthropoda, Insecta, Hymenoptera, Formicidae. Gene Ontology annotation, biological process: glycogen catabolic process. The record is from RefSeq and is a predicted model, not a curated record. Gene Ontology annotation, cellular component: cytoplasm. The coding region runs from base 1 to 2535 and encodes 844 amino acids.